Prorocentrum cordatum is the source of this 654-nucleotide messenger RNA. Lineage: Eukaryota; Dinophyceae; Prorocentrales; Prorocentraceae. The record is from the annotation of a GenBank genome assembly.
GCCCUGAACCAGAAGUGCGAUCGGCAGAACAUGAGCCUGAAAAAGACGAUCGCCUGGGGCGCCGAAGUCAUGGACAACCUGAUCGAGGUCGGCCUGCGCGCGCUGGGCCGGGGUUGCGAGCUCAGCCUCGAGCCGCCCGCGAAAGCCACCAGCUGGAAGACCGCCCAGUCACUGAUGAACUUCCGGGAGCAGCUGUGCGAGGUUACCGCGGCCGGAUGUGCAUGGGGCAUGCGGGGCCGCGAGCCGGGCCAGGCCGCGUGCAACAAUUGGAGGUCCCCGGUGCCCAACCAGCGGGCAGCAGAGGUCCUGGGGCGGAAGUGUCCUCGAGAUCACGAGCGCCGCCAGCUGGAUGGGUCGAAGCGGGCGGCAGACUCUGCCAGGUACCCAGAGGCGCUGUGCCGAGCACUCAGCCGGGAGGUGCUGGUCCGCGCUUUAGUGACUGGGAUCACCGCUGGCGCGAGCGAGAUCGAGGGCGCGCCGAGGGAGCUGACCCAGGGUCACCCCGAACAGGCCGAGGCCAUGACCAUCAAGAAUGACGCCGAGACGGAGGGCCCGACGGGCGAGUUGAGGAAGUCGGUGCGUCUCAAGCUACAUCGACUACACUCGCAGUUGGGACAUCCUGGAGCUCGAGCAUUCAAGGAGUUCCUUCUCCCG